AUGACAUACGUCGGCUUUGUGACCAGUUUGUGCCGCCGUUUCAAAUUGAGAUCAUCAACUAAAGACCAGUUCUGGCGUUUAAUUUUCAUUUGCGGAGCAAAAUCACCCACUCAAUCGGACCUGGAUACCAGAUUGCUGACGAAGCUUGAUCAGGAGCCCAGCACAACUCCACAACAUUUGAUUGGCAAGUGUGAACAUUUGGUCAGUCUGAAAAAUGACGCUGCUGUGAUUCGACAGUCCGAUCGUCCGCCUCAAGCAGUCAACAAAUUUUUGACGCACAAACAAGUUCCAUCAAAAUGA
Messenger RNA from Fasciola hepatica (liver fluke), 300 nucleotides. NCBI's taxonomy places the organism in Eukaryota, Metazoa, Platyhelminthes, Trematoda, Plagiorchiida, Fasciolidae. The record is from the annotation of a GenBank genome assembly.